Penicillium coprophilum is the source of this 585-nucleotide messenger RNA. RefSeq lists its product as uncharacterized. The record is from RefSeq and is a predicted model, not a curated record. Bases 1 to 585 code for a protein of 194 amino acids. The transcript has a single exon. NCBI's taxonomy places the organism in Eukaryota, Fungi, Ascomycota, Eurotiomycetes, Eurotiales, Aspergillaceae.
AUGACUUUGUUUCGAAUGGGUCUUCUAGAGAGCAAUCCUGCCGCUUGCGAGUGUUUGAAGACGAUGGGCGUUCUCUCCGAUUUCACCGUGCAAGAGGUGUACUCUCUUUUGCGUCAUGAAUCUCAGAAGCCUCCCUAUCCUGAAUGUGUUUCUCCAUUCUACUCAUAUAAUAAUGCGCGCAAGGAAUACAAGGUUGACGAGAUACUCGAUGAGCUCUGUGAAGCCCAGCUUGUGCUACGCCGACUCCCGUCCACUGAGCCGUUUGCUUUGAUCGAACCUCUUUCUGUCAGUUUAGGAGUUCGUCUCUGGGUUCGGAAUCUUUCUAUCUCCGAGCGAAUUAAGGUGGCCAAGCAAGCCAUCGGCAUGGUUGCGGAGUUACGCAGUCUUGUCAAUUUUCAAGAUUUGUAUUCUCACAUGAGGAAUACAUGGCUUUAUACAGAACUUGCUCCCUCCAGUCGUGAUAACAUCGAAUUAAGGGUUCUCUAUGAAUGGUUGAGUGUUUUUCGUAUCGCCGGCGACUCGGAGCUUGUCAAAAGCAUUUCGACAGUCAUUCUCAAGAGGGAUAUUGAACAGAAGUCUCAAUAA